UUCUACUUUACUGCAGUCAGCUCGUUGCCAAUAAAGGCAUCAGCAACCAUCCGGGUAAGAAAGCGAAGAAACAGCUUGAACGACACUUCAACUGGCAUCACCAUACAAGAAGUGAAAAAAGAAAUCAGCAAACAGUUUGAACAACUUAUGCCCACCAAGUACUGUAGGUCAAGUGAGAAGGUAUGUCCUGCAGGUCCCCCCGGGUAUCCUGGUCCCAUUGGAGCGAGGGGACCACGUGGCAGGAGGGGACCAAAAGGAAAAAAAGGUUCUCAAGGUCUCAUAGGACCUCCUGGAAAAUCCGGAAAAACGGGAAUGACGGGUCCCGCAGGAGCGAAAGGAGAAAAGGGAGACAAAGGAAAGCCUGGGCCAAAAGGAAUGCCGGGACCACCUGGAAGGCCUGCAAAGUCGAUAUCUGCCCCACAAGUGAUGUUGUCGCCGAAUAAACAGACUCGAGAUGAAGGUGGUAAUACGGCGUUUUAUUGCACGGUCGUAGGAAAUCCUUCCCCAGUCGUGGAAUGGCAAUUUAUGGGCAUAAAACUUCUAUCAGGUGCAAAGUAUUUGAUUAAAGAAGGAGAGUUGAUCGUUAGAAAUCUGAAUUACAGCGAUGCUGGGCCGUACACAUGUGCAGCCAGAAACAUUCUUGGAUCGUCUGAGGCCACAAGUAACUUAUCUGUUCGAGGU
This is a messenger RNA of Porites lobata, 681 nucleotides long. The record is from the annotation of a GenBank genome assembly. NCBI's taxonomy places the organism in Eukaryota, Metazoa, Cnidaria, Anthozoa, Scleractinia, Poritidae.